CCUGUCGCAUCUGAACCAUCUGGAGAUGACGACACUCCUGUCGCAUCUGAACCAUCUGGAGAUGACGACACUCCUGUCGCAUCUGAACCAUCUGGAGAUGAUUCCGAUAGUGAUUAUGAAGCCGAAUCUGAUCCAGAAGGUAGUAGCAGUGAUGAGGCUGAUUUCAUUCCAUUUCGGUUUGUACGUGGACGUCAAAGUAACUCUGUGGCAGUUUCUGUCAGUGAUAAUAAGGAGAGUGAAGCCAUGCCUGUUGACCAUUCAGUACCUAAUACCUCACCUGCCCAUGCCUCUGCAAGUGUUCAAAGUGCAAAAGUCUCAAGCUCCAGUUGCAGUAUUAAUGUGAUGACCACUUCAAACAACAACUGUAGAAAGUGGGACAAACCUCAGUACUGUAAAUUUUGUAGUCAACCACAAAAGAAACUGCCGAGGCAUCUGCUUACACCACAACAUGUCAACGAGACUGAGGUUCAGCAAUGGAUUGCAACUAAAGACAUGAAAGAAAAGGCAAACUUGCUAGCUAAAAUGAGAAAUUACGGAAACUAUCGUCACAAUGUCAAAGUCCUUCAAGAAAAUAAAGGUACCUUGAUUGUUGCAUACAGACCGAAAUAUGAUGUGGAUCCAGAAGAAUAUUUGCCAUGUAGUCAUUGUUAUGCUUUCUAUUCCAAGGAUGAUUUGUACAGGCAUGUUCAUAGAUGUAAAUUGCGACCAGAUGUUGAGGAUGAGGAUGAGACCUGUGAACCACCCAAGAAGAAAAAAAGAACCUUACAUGUUCAAACUGGUAGAAUGAUGCUUCCAGGCCCAUCAGGAGUAAGCCCAAAGGUGCACAUGAUAUUAUCAAUGGGAGUCGAUGAUGAUAUAUUGAGAGUUGUGAAAUCAGAUAGAUUAAUGCAGCAAGUAGCAGAGAGGCUGACAUUGAAGCAUGGGCAUGACAAAGACCAGUAUUCAUAUAUACGGCAAAAAUUGCGUGAACUUGCACGACUGGUUCGUGAGUACAGAAAAUUGAAUGAUCACCCAUCGGCUUCAUUAGUAGAUUUGAUUUGUCCUACCAAAUUUAAUGAGGUCAUAGCUGCAACUAGGAAGGCUGCAGGAUUUAAUGAGGAUACACAUUUGUACACAACACCUAGCCUGGCACUGAAAGUCGGAUAUACACUGGUGACGGCUGCCAAAGUCCUUAUGGGAAAUGCUCUGUUGCAAGCAGAUGCUGGUUUGGAAAAGAAAUGCAAACAGUUCAUCAAAUCAUAUACUCUCAAGUGGGAAGCAGAAGUAAGCACACAUGCACUGCGUACAUUAAAAGUAAACAAGAGAAAUACAUCAAGGCUGCUUCCUUUGACAACAGAUGUUGUUGCACUGUCCAAUUAUGUGAGAAAAGAAACAAAAGAGGGAAAACAGAAGCUGAACAGCUGCAGUAGUGAUGAGACCCUUGACAGAUGGAAACAGUUGGCUGAGGUUACCCUGACCCAGGUGUGUGUUUUCAACAGGAAGCGUCCGGGAGAAGUUUCAAAGAUGCCCCUCAGUGAUUACAAGUGUAUCACAAAAGGAGAAGGUGGAAUAUUUGGUGAAGGCCUAACCAAAUGGGAAAAGGCGUUGUGCAAUGUGGUAUGGAGGGUGGAGAUUAAUGGGAAAUGCAAUAACACUGUACCCGUUUUGCUAACAGAUGACAUGAAAGGCAGCAUUGACUUGUUGAUGGAGAAAAGGUCACAAGUAGUCAAUGAUGGAAAUCCCUACUUGUUUGCAAACCCCGAUGGAAGAGGCCACUUGAGAGCAACUGAUACAGUGCGAAAUCAUGCCCAAAAGUGUGGAGCAAAGUAUCCAGAUCAGCUUAGAUUGACAAAACUCAGGAAGCACAUUGCUAUCAGCUCUCAGAUCAUGAAUUUGAAGGAUAAUGAAGUGGACAUUUUAGCCACCUUCAUGGGCCAUGACAUAAGAACCCACAGAGCCUACUACCGCCUGCCAGAUGCGUCACUGCAAGUAGCAAAGAUUUCUAAAGUACUCUUCAGCAUGGAGAAGGGAGACCUAAAGGCAAUGGCAGGAAAGACGUUGGAUGAUGUUCGUGUAGAUGCAGAUGAAGAAUGCAACAUAGAUCCAGAUGUUGAUGAUGAUCCUGACAACGAAGUGAACAGGCCCGAUGAUGCUGUUUUGAUGGAUGAGAUGUCAGACAAAGAAAAUGAAGGUAUGAGCAUGCCGCAGCAAAGCAGAAAGAAGAGUGACCAAGUUGCAAACAAGGAAAGUGACCGUGGUGCCAGCAGAAAGAAAAGGAGUAUCAGACAAUCUUGGACAGCUGAAGAAAAACAAGCAAUACACAGACACUUUAAAGAAGAACUACGCUCACGCCAACUGCCCGGUAAAGAAAAAAUAAUGAAGUACUGCAAGAUGGAUGCAGACCUGAAGGGUCGUACUAAAAGGUGGACAACAGUCAAAGAUUUCAUUAGAAACCAAAUUAGAAAGACAAAUCCACUGGAUUUUUAGUGAAUUUUCAACCUGUUAUGAGUGAAAUUAAUCAUGUUCAUCACACUCCGCAAUUUUGGAUGAAAUCUUUUCAGGUACUGACAUGCGUAAAAUGUGGUUGCUUCUUAUUCAUAUAACCCACUUACUGGUUUCCUUGAUGAAGGGCUGUGCUUUGGAAGAGGUGCACCUUUAUAUAGGUUAACAGUUAACUCCAUGGCCAGGAAGCAUACUGUGUGUAAAGCAGUGUAUGGUUCUGCAAGUCAAAUGGGAACUUAAUAGGAAAAACUUAAUUACCUGCCCAGUUGGUCAGGGCCAGGGAGUAGACUUGUGUCUAACAGUAUGUAUACUGUAUAGAAGAUUGUAAGGCAAAUGGGAACUUUUGUGCUAAAGUUGUUUGAUAAGCCCCAGUUUGCCAGGUUAACGUUUUGCAGUUUAAAUGAUGACUUACAGGUCAAUUUUAUCAGCUCCCAUAUCACCAGAUGGUCAACGUCAGUGAGCAUCACAUGUGUAACAAUGUGCAUAAAGGUUUACAGGUCAAACUCCAACUUUGCUCACUUCCCCUAGAUUAGGUUCAUGGUUGAUAGGACUCGUGAUAGGACUAGAUGUAUAAUGUUUUCCAUAUCAACUGGGAAUUAAGAGCCAACUGUGAUCAGGUCCUCAGUUGGCUUAGACCAUGACAAGGAAGCAUCCACAUGUGUACUAUGUAAAAUAAAGUUUGCAGGUCAAAUAGGGACUUUAGGCCAACUUUGCUUGGCUCCCCAGUUAAAUAGGCCAGUAUGUAAUGUUUUGCAAUCAACUAGUGACUUAUGGGCAAUUUUGAUCAGGUCCUCAGUUGGCUUGGGUCCGAUUACCAGGAAGCAUCCGCAUGUGUACAUUGUGUGAAAGUUAAGUUUGUAGGUCAAAUGGGCACUUUUGGUCAACUUUACUUGGCUCACCAGUUGAUCAGGGCCAUGAUGACUCGUCAAAGGACCGCUAUGUAUAAUGUUUGGAUUUAAGAGCCAACUGUGAUGAUCGAGGUCCUCAGUUGGCUAGUUCCAGCUGAUGAGGAAGCAUCCACAUUGUGUAAACUAAAGUUUGCACGUCAAAUGGGGACUUAUGGCUAACUUGACUCGUCAAAGGCCCGCUACUUGCAAAAUUUAGAUUUUUAAGUACAUUGCAGAUCAAAUGGGACAUAGCUACCACCUUUGAUCCUCAAUUAGUCAAGGCCAGGUGAAGUCCCAUGAAAUUGAAAAUUGUGUAAAAAGUAACAUGUCUAAUUUUGAUUUAUGAGACAACUUGGUUAGCAGUUGGGUUUUGACUGUUGGUCAAUUACCAUGGACCUUUGGCCUUUAUUAGACUUUAUAAUAUCUCACCACUCUUGUCCAAUUUCAUCUAAGUUUGGACCCUUUUUUUCAAAAAAAUCAUCAAAAAGUAGACCAUUUGCCCCUUUUGUGAAAUUAAUCAGGUCCUCGCACUCAGCUAUUGGGUAGGGCCAGAUAACCAUUAAAGCAUAAUCAUGUGUUCAAUGUGUUUCUAUUAAGUUAUGUCUGCAGAUCAAAUGGGACUUUGUACCAUCUAUGAUCAGAU
This is a messenger RNA of Strongylocentrotus purpuratus (purple sea urchin), 4011 nucleotides long. RefSeq lists its product as uncharacterized. The transcript is spliced from 3 exons. NCBI's taxonomy places the organism in Eukaryota, Metazoa, Echinodermata, Echinoidea, Camarodonta, Strongylocentrotidae. The record is from RefSeq and is a predicted model, not a curated record. The coding region runs from base 244 to 2466 and encodes 740 amino acids.